GGCUAAUAGCAGGUGCUUUGAAAAAUGGCGGCGCUGUUGAAGUUUACUGUGCUCCCAGUAUAAUAUAAAAUGGAAACAAGCCAUAAAAAGACCAAGAAAGAGGGAAAAUUUGACACUCAUCGACCAUAUAAACUAGCUCAUCAGACAUUAUGUAUCAGGGCCAUCAACUUCAGACAGAGGUCCAUUUUUGGCUAUGUGGAACUCACAAUUCACCCGCUUCAAGCAGACCUUAGACGGAUCAAGAUUAACAGCAAGCAGUGCAAAAUCUUCCAUGUGUCUGUCAAUGAUCAGUGGGAGGCCCGCUUCCUGUACAAUGAUCCGACUCUGGAAAUUUGUCAGGAAGAUGGAAAACAGAGAAAUCUGGAUUUCUUCCAAAACUGCCACCUGAAGUCAAUGCUAGCUGUGGAUCCAGACCAAGGCAAUGGGGAAGUCACCAUCAAACUUCCUCUCGAAGUCAUCCCUUUUAUUGCUGAUCUGAGACCGAUAAAACUGUGUAUAGAGUUUGCUGUUGAACAGCCAAAGGGUGGAGUACACUUUGUGGUACCAGAUAUCGAGGGCACGCUGACAGAGAAAGCUGCGCACGUGUACACCUACAGACACGAAAACUCCUCAAGAUUGUGGUUUCCCUGUAUAGACACAUUCUCAGAACCGUGUACAUGGAAGAUUGAGAUCACUUGUGACCUAAGUAUGACAGCGGUCAGCUGUGGAGAGCUCAUAGAGACCGUCUACACGGCUGACAGGAAGAACAAGACCUUCCACUACUUCCUGUCUAUGCCAACAGCCGCACCAAACAUUGCGAUGGCAGUCGGGCCAUUUGAAACACUGGUGGACCCUAACAUGCACGAGGUGACCCACUUCUGCCUGCCUCAUCUCACCAAUCUCCUCAAACAUACCACCAGUUACUUACAUGAGGCAUUUGAGUUUUAUGAGGAGCUGUUGGCCACUAGAAACCCAUACACCUGUUACAAACAGGUGUUUGUUGACGAGAGCUACGAGGACUCCAUGCCUUAUGCAACUAUGACCAUAUUUAGCACCAACCUCCUUCAUUCGUCACGGAUUAUCGACCAGACGUUGGUGACGCGGCGUAUCCUGGCUGCCGCUGUAGCACAGCAGUUCUUUGGGUGUUUUAUUACAAUGCAGUCUUGCUCUGACAUGUGGAUAACAACGGGUACAGCUGGUUACCUUACUAGCCUCUUUGUGAAGAAAACCUUCGGGAAUAACGAGUACAGAUACAUCAUAAACAGGGACCUGAGGGAGGUACAGCAGUAUGAGAAUCGCGUUGGCGGGAUACUGCUGGACCCAUCCACAAAAGACUGCAAUCAUCACUUCUCCAUACGAAACCCCCAUACCUUAUCUCCCAAGUACAUAGAGGUCUUCUCAAAGAAAUCCUACCUUGUCAUCCGCAUGCUUGAAAUCAGGAUUGGGGCACAGCUUCUCAUACAGGUUUUCAACAAGAUUCUGUCAUUAGCAUACUCCGCCUCACAACAGAAGUUUAUUGCCAACACCUGGAACAAUAUGUGCGUAUCUACAAACUCGUGUCUGAAGCUGAUUUCUACGGUGACGGGGAAAGACAUUCAGCCCUUCUUAGAUCUCUGGGUUACCCAGAGCGGAUGUGCCAGAUUCUUCGGUAAUUCUGUCUUCAACAGAAAGAGGAACGUUGUGGAACUGGAACUGAAACAGGAUCUGGGGGCCAAGGGGUCACUGAAAUAUGUGGGCCCUCUGACUGUGACCAUACAGGAACUGGACGGAUCCUUCAACCAUAACUUUAAGAUUGAAGAGAACAAGACCAAGUUUGACAUCACGUGUCAUUCAAAGAGCAGAAGGAACAAAAAGAAGAAGAUCCCGUUGAUGACAUCAGAAGAGGUAGAUAUGGACUUGAGUGCCAUGGAUGCGGACUCUCCCGUCUUGUGGUUGAGAAUAGACCCAGACAUGCAACUGCUCAGUCAAGUCACCUGGGAGCAGCCAGACUAUAUGUGGCAGUACCAGCUCAAGUUUGAGAGAGAUGUGGUCGCUCAGAAAGAGGCUAUUAUAGCAUUAGAGAAUUACCCAACUGCUGCUACUAGAAAGGCCUUGACAGAUACACUAGAGAACGAGCACUGUUUCUACCGAAUACGCAUGGAAGCCUGUCUCUGCCUGUCCAAGGUAGCCAACUCCAUGGUAAAUAACUGGGUUGGACCACCAGCAAUGAUCACCAUCUUCCGUAAGCUGUUUGGCUCACAUUCCUGUCCGAACAUCGUUCGGCAAAACAACUUUACCAAACUGCAGCAUUACUAUCUUCUAAAGACCAUCCCAUUUGCCAUGGCCCACCUCAGGAGUAUCCAAGCCAUCUGUCCUCAGGAUGUCCUCCGCUUCAUUCUAGAACUUUUCAAAUACAACGAUAAUAGCAAAAACAAAUACUCAGACAACUACUAUAGAUCCGCUCUGCUCGAUUCCCUAUCAGCCACCCUAACUCCAGCCGUCACCGUCAUGACAGGCCUUGGGGAGAGCACAACAGCAGAAAACCUGUCAACGGAGACAAAACAGAUCCUGGAGGAGAUCACACGCUGCCUCAACUUGGACAAGUUACUACCCUGUUACCACCACACCGUCACUGUGAGCUGUCUGAAUGCUAUUCGAAUUCUACAGAAGUUUGGACAUUUACCAAGCGACGCCUCACUGUUCAAGAACUACAUGCAGUAUGGUGUGUUCAGGGAUGUAAGAGUGGCUGCCGUGGAGGCGGUGGUGGACUACAUAAAAACUGAUUGUAAGCCUGAAGAACUGCAUAGCCUGAUUGAUAUAACGGAGACAGACCCAGACAUUUACUUCAGACACAUCGUCAUCAGAAAGCUGGUACAGAACCCACCCUUCAAACGAGGCGAGCACAGCCAUCUACACACACAGGCCUUAGUGGAGCGGCUCUGGAAACUCAUGAACAUCACAUUUUCCCAUGACUGUCGUUUGAGGUGUGACAUCGCUGAUCUAUACUUCACGCUGUAUGGGCGCACCCGCCCUACCUGUCUUGGUAUCCCAGAGAGUCUGGUUGUGUUCAAUCUCAAGGAGAAGAAGGCAAAAUUCAAUCCAUCAGUCGUACCAGUGGAAAUGGAGGCAAUGUUCGAAGAUGAGGAGGAAGUGGACGAUGUGGAAACGGAAAAUGUUGCCAUGGAGGUUGAAGAAGGUGAAAUCCUGGACAUUAUGGACACACCUACUGCUGGUCCUGUGGAGAAAGACACCCCACACGGACAGAAGAGGCCAGCCGAGUCACCCCUGGACCUAGGGCCCCACACCUCACUGGACCUAAACCCAACCUUGAAGUCCUCUAUCAUAGAGAGCAACACCGAAGCUGGCCACAGUGAGGAUAGCAACACCUCCUUCAAACUCAAAAUCAAGAUUGGUGGUGCCUCACUGGAUAGUGCCCCUCCCCACCUAGCCUCGGUGAGGGAGGAGAUACCUCCCCAACAUCCUCCCACGCCAUCCUCCGCACCGGUCUCCGCAUUCACUUCUGAACUCUUCAAAUUUGUUGCGAUGAAGCAGGAGGAGGACUCUGUGUCAAAGAUAUCUGUGACAUCCAUCCCACCUCCCCAAACGGGUGGCUCCGUCUCCAUGGAUACCGUAGGUAGGCUGAGUGAGGAUUCCUCGUCUCCUAUCCACUACAGUACAGAGACGAAAGGAGGCAGCAAACCACCCAUGUCCUUUGCUGGAUUGUUGCCAGGAUCUCAAGCAUCUGGAGGUGAAGUGUCAAUGCCGACCAACCCAGAUGAUCCUUCAUCAAGCAAAUCACACAAAGCAAAGAAAAAGAAGAAGAAAAACAAACACAAACAUAAGCAUAAACACAAACAUGAUAAAUCUGAACGUGAUCGCGAGUCAUCAGACCGCCCGAAGGAGGCCGGGGGACACUACAGCUCCGAAACAAGUACUGUUAACUCUCCGAUAGUGAAACUCGACCCUCCGAGUUCACCAGAGUUUGAGAUCAUAUGAGGAAUUUGUGGUUACUGGAGAGUCAAAAUCAGUGUCCUUCAGAGUGUAGAUGGUUGAACCACUUUACAUGGAGUAGUUUUACAUCAGUGAUGCUAAUUUCUGUAUGUGUAAAACAUCCCGUGUGAAGAGCGUCCUUAUAGAAACCAGAUGACAAUCUGAGAAUAUUUCAGCACAUCAAAGACAUAAAAGGACAAUACAUGUCAAAAGUUCUGGUAGAAGAGAAGGAUCUAUGAUUCAAGUUUAUUUCAAGUACACAUUUCAAAGUUCACUCUAUCAAAUAUAUGUACCGUAUUUGACACAAAAAUGGCUAAAUCACAAGUGGGGCAUCUUAAGCUUUCAUGAGACAAAUUUAUCCUCAAACAAAAUAACUCAGUUUUUCAAUAUUUUCCCACUGCUACAGAGAAAUGAAAUUUUCUUUAUCCCACUCUAAGUUGAUUUCCCCAUUCAUAAAGGGAUAUUUUGUUUUGACAAAUUUCAUUAAUCACCAUAUCAUCAGAACCGUUUUUUCCUUCGAUACACAGCUGGUGUUCAGCACCAUUUGUUGACAGAAAUUGUCUUAUUCUCAAAACUAACUGGACAUCUUCAAGAAAAAUUAUAAAAUGCAGAAAGGAUCUAAAACCCGGGGAGGGGGGGGGGGCUUGUUAUGUCAAAUACAGUCAACGCUGCUUUUUCUGGAAAAGUCUUUUUGAUACUUUAAUGAUAGAGAUAUACCGUAUCAUGUUCAUAAUCAUCAAACUUUUAAUCAAUUUGUAUCAUCUCAUCUUGGUCUAUGUUAAUGUAAAUCUGUAUUUGUAUUUGUUAAAGUAUUUGUUGGUUUAGUAUGAAGUUGGUUGGUAUAAAUACAGGAGGGGUAUGUGAUUGAUUUAAAAAUCAUGAUUAUACAUAUUAAACAAAUCAGACAUGAAA
This is a messenger RNA of Mizuhopecten yessoensis (Yesso scallop), 4860 nucleotides long. RefSeq names its product transcription initiation factor TFIID subunit 2-like. Gene Ontology annotation, molecular function: zinc ion binding; RNA polymerase II general transcription initiation factor activity; transcription cis-regulatory region binding. Lineage: Eukaryota; Metazoa; Mollusca; Bivalvia; Pectinida; Pectinidae. Gene Ontology annotation, biological process: transcription initiation at RNA polymerase II promoter. Gene Ontology annotation, cellular component: transcription factor TFIID complex. The record is from RefSeq and is a predicted model, not a curated record. The transcript has 32 exons. The coding region runs from base 70 to 3954 and encodes 1294 amino acids.